AUGAAAGGCAUUCAGAUCAAGGAAUACGUCAAGGGACCGGACGACCUCAAGGUCCAGUCGUUUCCAGAUCCCGCGCCAAAAGACAACGAGUACCUCAUUGCCAUCCACGCCUCGGCUACCAAUUUCUUCGACCUGCUGCAGAUUCGCGGCAAGUACCAGCACCAGCCGCCAUUCCCAUGGAUCGCCGGCUCCGAGUUCUCUGGUGUAGUCACGAAAGCUCCCUCGUCGCUUCCAGGCGGCCGAACGCCACUGUACAAGGUCGGCGACAAGGUCUUUGGUGCCAGCCAAGGUGGCUAUGCUACACACGUCGCAUGCACAGAGGAGCGACUGAAGGGGGUGCCUGACGGCUGGAGCUUCGCAGAAGCAGCCGGCAUGUUCGUCACAGCGCCAACCAGCUACGCAGGACUGGUCACCAGGGCAAACAUCAAAAAGGGUGACUGGGUACUCGUGCACGCAGCGGCCGGCGGUGUCGGCCUUGCCGCUGUCCAGAUCGCCAAAGCCUUCGGUGCAACUGUCAUCGCCACUGCUGGUACCCAGCACAAGCAGGACAUCGCCAGAAAAUUUGGCGCAGACUAUGCCAUCGAUUACCGCAAGUCAGACUGGCCUGAGCAGGUCAAGAAGCUGACGCCCAAGGGGCGCGGUGUCGACAUCGUGUACGACCCUGUUGGGCUCAUUGCACAGUCCAUGAAGUGCACCGCGUGGAAUGGAAGGCUGUUGGUCGUUGGUUUCGCUGCUGGCGACAUCGAAAAGAUGGCGACGAACCGCAUCUUGCUGAAGAACGUCAGCGUCGUCGGCUUACACUGGGGCAUGUACGCGGUCAACGAGCCGGAGAUGGUCGACAAGGUGUGGGACGGUAUCUUUGAGCUAGUGCGAGAAGGCAAGUACAGAGGCACCUGCUACACAGACACCGAGUAUGUAGGGCUCGAGAGUGUGCCAGCCGCACUGAAGGCCCUGGGCGGGCGAGACAGCUGGGGUAAGGUUGUUAUCAAGGUCCCACAGGAAGGUCAAAGCAAGAUCUAG
Messenger RNA from Ascochyta rabiei, 1020 nucleotides. Its product is annotated as NADPH:quinone reductase. NCBI's taxonomy places the organism in Eukaryota, Fungi, Ascomycota, Dothideomycetes, Pleosporales, Didymellaceae. The record is from RefSeq and is a predicted model, not a curated record. Gene Ontology annotation, molecular function: oxidoreductase activity; zinc ion binding. The transcript is spliced from 3 exons. Bases 1 to 1020 code for a protein of 339 amino acids. Gene Ontology annotation, cellular component: mitochondrion.